GUUGCUCGAGAGCCACCCAAGAGCUGUCAAUUUUCUUCCCAGAGUUUCCUAUGGAAAUCUUUAAUUCUUGUAAAGGAUCCGCCGGGUGAGGCGUUCAUUUCGUAACAUCGUAAUUCCUGCGAAAAAGUAAGGGGUAUGAGGAAGGAUGAGCUGGUUCGACGCCUCGGGUUUCGCCAGUCUGGCCAAGUCAGCACUGAAGGAGGCACAGAAGACGAUAGACAAGGCACUGGACAUUAAAGAGGAGGAACAGAGAAUAGGGCAAAGCCCAUCGAGUGACAAUUUAGAUUUCUUUGCAACUUGGGGUUUAAAAACCGAGGGCGGACAAGAAGAGACGCCUUCUUCGCACAAGCAUCAACAGAGUAUAUGGGGAAGUUUUACAGGGUCUUUCUUUGAGAAUCCAAAGUCAGGAGAUGAAGAGACGCAAAGAAGCAUCAAACACUCUGCCUCACUGCAGGAAUCGUUCACCGAUGCCUCAAAAGGUCUCCAAGAAAUAUCUUCGUCUUCGCUGCCGGAAAGUCCCAUUAGGCAGAACGUGGAUGAGAGCUUGUCGAAGGAAGACUCAAAGCUAUCCAGUGAGUCCGUGGCUUCCAGGGAGAGCUUCGACUCUCCACUUGGCAGCUUGAGAAAGGAUGUUAUCUCGGAGACGUCUAGUGGGGACUACGACAGACCUAAUGAUGCAUCGGAUGAGCUAUCUGGCAGUGAUUCGAUCAAAGAAGCUAAAAGUAUUUCCAUUGAUAAGGAUGAGGAACAUUUCAAUUCCAUGGAGAAAGAUGAUUCCUUAAGUAAGGUGAUGGACAUCGAUGGGGAGAAUAAUCGCCAAACUAAUCAAGAGGACUCAAGCUCUAGUGGGGACAAAAAAUCAGUGAAUGUAACGAGAAGAGAGCUAGGUAUCAGUCAUUCGGUCAACCGAGUAUCCAUCGUAUCCAGUGGCAGCGACAAGAAGAGCUCCGACAGCCUAGAAAUUCUUGGAUCCCACUCGAGUACUGACACCGAUUGCACUACCACACCGGAAUCUGAUGCCAACUCCGUAAGCAUCACAGCAAGUACUUCAGUGACGGGUCCAAAAGUCACCUCCGAAUCCGUCGAGAUCCUGCCUGACAGUUCAGUGACAUCUCCGAGUUCCGUCGAGGUUUUGGGUGACUGGAAAAGCGAGGGAAGCCCAUUUCUCUCUCCAGUGGAGCAAUAUCGUUCAGAACCUUCUCCGGUAGGUUCAGACCGAGGAGAGUCCGUCACCCCGUACGCUGAGGAGCAGGAAAGUUCCACAUUGGAAUUCUUCGGAGGACUCGCAGUCCACUCCUGCUCCAGUGUCUCUCCCUUCGAAUCGCCAGGCAAGGAUGCAAACGCUUCCCACCUUUUCCCAGGCACCGACAGCUCUGCCGAAGAGUCCUCGAUCUCCAUACUCACUCCAGAGGAUCCUACAAAAAGAUUACCAACCGAAGAGAAGAGUUCAAAAACCUCGCCAGAAAGCAUCGAGGUUAUUCCAGACGCUGUCGAUGAGUCCGACGAAGUCAGCCUCGCUGAGGACUCCUAUACAUCAGCUUCGGAGUGCACCGUCAUAACUGUCAUGGAGACUUUCCAUCACAUGGAGCAAGCAAAGACCAAGAUCGAACACGUGGACAGAAGUCCUAGGACCUACGACACUUGUCCUGAAAAUGUUCAAUCCCCUCACAUACCUGCAAUGGGCAGUUCGUCGGAAAACCCUCUGAGUGCCAGCCUCGAUUCACUUAAGGAGAAGCAUGGCAUGCAUCUUCCUCUAGAACCCAUCACCACCCAACCGAUUCGCAAAGUGGAACACCUGGAGGCAGCUGCAAAGCCUCCUGAGAUAGACCCCUUCGAACGUCUGAAGAGCUCCACCAUCGAGCCUGAUGACAGUUUCCAGGAAUCCGAGCAGCCUGUCAAACCUGACCCUCCGGAGUGCUCUGAUCAGUACCCCAUGCUUACCGACUCCAGCUGCGAAGGGACUCUCAUCGAAAGCAGCUCCGAAGAAAAUGCUGGACUUCUCUGUUCGGUGGAACCCAGUCUCGUCGAAACUACUCUGACAACCAGCUCUUAUGUGAAAACCAUGCUAGCCGACGCAAUGGUCGAGAAGGGGGAAGCCGUCGACCUGGAGAGACAUGCAGACGUGCCCAGAGAGAACUCACCGAUCUCUUCCGAAAGUCGUUCAGAUCUAGUAAAGAUAGGAUCAGACCAUACGAGUGGCCACACCAGUGGUGACGAGCUGGAGACAACGACGUCGAGUGACAUCGAGAUCAUAUCCAGGUACAGCCCCAAUGGGGACUCCAGCUCUACGCAGUCUCGCCAGAGUCCGGCGAAGCUGCACCUGCAGAAAGGCGGAGAUCUUCUGACGAAAACUCUAAACAAGACCAGGGGACACUCCCGAGAACUCAGCGAGAUCAGCCUGGAGUCCGACGACACGAAUCUCGAGAUAGAGAAAUUAUUGAAACGGAUUCAAGAGAUGACGGAAAUUCUGGAAGCCAGAGAGUCGAAGCUGAUCGACGUCAGCCGGGCUAACAUGGAGCUGCUCGAGCAGAACAAUAUGCUGAAAAGGCAAAUGGAUAAUUUCGAGAAGAGCGCCGAGCAGAGUCAAGACUUGUCUCAGAUCACCGAUGAAUAUACUCAGAGAUUGUCAGCUUUGGAAAGGAAGUUCCAACAGGCGAUCCGCGAACGGGACACCCUCAGGAAGAACCUGGAACAACUCAGGCAGGAAACGGCGAGUAGAUUAUCCUCGCAGAUGUCGAUCAUGAAUGCAGAGAAGGACGAGAUAAUUCGCGAGCUGAGAGAAGAGGGAGAGAAGCUCAGCAAGCAGCAGCUUCAACAUAGUAACAUUAUUAAAAAACUGCGACUGAAGGAGAAGGAGAACGACGCUACGAUAAAGAAUCAGAAGGAACAGAUCGAAGAACAGGCUUCGGAGCUGGAGAGACUGAAGCGAUCUCUUCACGCCAAGGAAGAGGUGGAGAGGAGUCAAAUUGUAGCGGUGCACACGUUGACUGCUAAAACUAAGAAACAGGAGAAGGAGAUCCUGAGUCUUCAAGAGAGGCUUGACAAUGCUCAACAUAAGAUGGAGGCUUACAAAAGAAGCCUGGACGCUGCCAAAGUGGAGCUGGCUGACACUAAACAGAAUCUUACAAUCGCUGAGGAAGAGCUCAAAGAAGCGAUCGAGAAUGCUGGAGAAUCUUGCCAGCUGGCUGCACAGGUGGAAGCCCUAAAGUCGAAGCUCCGACAAGCUGAAGAGUCUCAUGUCAAGAGAGAGGAAUCGUUAAAGCAAGAGAAUACGGAACUGAUGAAACGCCUAGAGACUGCAGAGGCUAGAUGCGAAGAGCUCUCGGAGUCAGUGUCGACUUCUACGAAACCUCUACUCCGACAGCUGGAACAACUUCAGGCAAACUUAUCACACAAAUCGAAUAGCUUUAUGAAGCAAGAGAAGGCCAUGUCGGAAAGGAUCAUCGAGCUCCAGACCAAGCUGGAGAACUUGGUGGAAGUCGAUCGGUUUCUCAAGGAGGAGAAUCUUAACCUCAAAAGCAAGAUGUCAGCCUUCGAGGCAAGAAUCAACUCUAAAGAAAAUGAGAAAGUGAGGCUGGAAGGUUUAUACGAGCAGAUGAAGCAGGAGUACGAGAAGCUCGCCGAGGAGAAGAAAAUGCAUCGACAGAUCAUAGAAUCGCUGGAACAAACUCACGCCAGUAAAAUAAAGGAGCUUAAAAGGGAAAUAAACUCUCUGGAGAACAAGCUCUCCAUAGAAAAGGCAGCAACUGAUGCAGAGAAGAGGAAGAAUCAUGCAAUGUUGGAACAGCACCAAAGCCUCGACGAGGAGUUACGACUCAGUCCUACUCUAAGCAUCGGAAGAGACUCCGUUGGCAGUACGAACAGUGUGUGGCCCACUUUCAACGACUCGAUGUUCGAGAGCAGCUCCGGAAGGUUUCCUAACGUCUACGAGAGCAUAAGGUCUGGUUCUAACAGUACCUCAAUGUUCGAAAGCUUACAGGCGCAGCUAAAGCAACGAGACGGUGAAGUGCAGCAAAUGCAGUGGGAGCUUUCGAGAAGAAACAUUGAAAGAGAUGCUCUAAACAGUGAAUUGUCAACGUUGACACAGAAAGUCGAAGACCUUAGUUCAAAGGUCAGCGAAGCAGAGACUUUGAAAGAGAGUCUCAACGAGAUCCAGACCAGGUACGAUGCACUGCUACAAAUGUAUGGAGAGAAGGUUGAAGAAAAUCAAGAGCUACGACUCGACCUGGAGGAUGUCAAAGACAUGUACAAAACGCAGAUUGACCAGCUGCUGAAAAGAGACACCUGAAGAUCCCCAGAGGGGAUCUAAAGCUUCCAGGAUAUUAAAUAUCCUGAAGGUUCGAUCUUUCGAAGAGACUAGUGAGUUGUUCCGAGAUCAAUAGAAGGCUUGAUCUAAAAGUGGAUCACGUUAAAGGAUUCAAAGUGAUAUCUUUAAGGUACGAUCUAAUUUAUCUGUCAGAGAGGCAAGGCUCUUGAUUUAAAUCCUUUCAAAUAAUUAAUUAAAUUGUGCACUCUGUGCUUCAUCCUUUGA
Orussus abietinus is the source of this 4531-nucleotide messenger RNA. It is a transcript of the gene Tmf, whose product is annotated as TATA element modulatory factor. The transcript has 13 exons. The record is from RefSeq and is a predicted model, not a curated record. NCBI's taxonomy places the organism in Eukaryota, Metazoa, Arthropoda, Insecta, Hymenoptera, Orussidae. Bases 146 to 4288 code for a protein of 1380 amino acids. Gene Ontology annotation, cellular component: Golgi apparatus; endoplasmic reticulum.